CAUUUCGCGCCCCAAGUCGUAUUCGCAAUCUCCAGCACUUACCUAGUCAAUACUAUCUGCAUACCUACACAACAUACCCUCCUCCCAGGCAGAUGUCGAGUCUGGGGCUGAGUUGAGCCCUCACGCACCCGCGCACCUAACCUCCACACCAUGCCCCUCCCGCCCACACCCUCAUGGAGAACCAAGAUCCCGACACCCUCCUCCUCCCCUCCCCCGAAAAGCUCCGCGAGAUAGCAGAAAAGCAGGACGCGAAAGCGAAGGAGAUUGCAGAGCGGCGCAAGCGGGAGGGCCUCGUGCCGGACGACCGCGAUGCGGCGGCGCAGCUGAUCCAGAAGAACUAUCGCGGGUACCGCACGCGGAGGGCGUUGCAGGGGUAUGGGCUGGAUUCGAAUGCGCGGUGGAUUGAGGUGUUAAAGGAUGGUGAGAAUGUCUCUUUUUGCUUCUGGGAGAGGUGGUUGCUGAUGUGUGGGUAUAGCGAAGUACUACAAUACUACCAAGACGGUGUCGCGCAAUGAGCGCGAUGGCACCUCUGCCACGCAGGAAGCACAGAUCCGCAAGCGCUGGAAGCGUGCGGGGACCAUUGCUCACCGGGCUGGCAGCGAUGAUACCGACUC
Messenger RNA from Neohortaea acidophila, 614 nucleotides. RefSeq lists its product as uncharacterized. Bases 174 to 515 code for a protein of 113 amino acids. The record is from RefSeq and is a predicted model, not a curated record. Lineage: Eukaryota; Fungi; Ascomycota; Dothideomycetes; Mycosphaerellales; Teratosphaeriaceae. The transcript has a single exon. Gene Ontology annotation, molecular function: protein binding.